AAAGACCCCUGCCAUUAGCCUCUGGCUUCUCCCCAAUUCCCACACCUGGCUGAAAAAAAGACCAAGACCCCUGCCAUUGUCUACCCCAUUCAAAUACCUAAAACAAAUGGCAGAAACCAAGAUAAGCCUGAAGCUUGUGAUAGACAAGAAGAGAAACCGAGUGCUCCUCGCUGAAGCAGGGAAGGACUUUGUUGAUUUCCUCUUAGAAGCCUUCACUCUGCCGGUUGUAACUGUCGCGCGCUUCCUGAAAAAUGAAGACACGGCAGGCUGCUUGCAAAGCCUCUACAAUAGCGUUGAAAACCUGAGUGACUCUUUCAUCCAGCCAGGCCGAAGCAAAGAUUUGGUGUUGAGACCCAAAUUCGUAACGUCUGGAGAUACAGGCUCCCUCUUGCCAAGGGUCGAUCACUGUACGUUCUUGAAAUUAUAUCGGUGUUCGAAGUCGAACUGCUAUUGCCGUGGUACUUACCUGUCUUCUAUAUCGGGCAGACGUUGUUUAUCAUGCGAUUCACCAAUGAGCGAAGAGGUAAGAAUUGAAGAGCUAGAAAGCAGAAACAAGGCGAGUGGUAAUUUCGAUUUCGUGAAAGAGAGCGUCACAUACAUGGUGAUGGAUGAUCUGGAGAUAAAGCCCAUGUCGGUCGAUCCUUUCAUAACUCUGCUUAAUGACCAUAAUCUCAAGGAAUCAGGUCCGAUUGAAAAGAAAGUGAUCGAUUUGAGCAUGGAUGAGUGUGUGAAAUUGUUGAAGGCUGCUCUGCAAUCCAAGACUGUUCUGACUGAUACCUUCCUGUCGAGUCCAUCAGAAACUGGGGAGUCAAUCAAAAAGAAUGAGAGUUCGGAUGAGCCAACAAUUUUGAACAGGAUUUACAGCAGGCAGAGGUGGUGAAAAUAAUAAGAUUUGGCUAGUGAAUACAUCUUGGGCAAACUAGCUGAACUUCAGGCCAAAAUUUAGAAGAUGUAUCCGAUCAAAUUUGGUGUGGCAAGAAAAAAACAGGGAGGGUCUCGAGUCUGGGAUUGUUGUCUUUGCAGUCUGGAUGCUUAAGUUUGAUUCCUUUUCCUUCUUAUCAGUUUCGGCAAUAUUAGCGUUGCACUUUCUUUUUAUGGUAUCAAACAUUUUUCUUUGAGGAAACAUAAAUUACAUUA
Molecule: messenger RNA, 1137 nt
Organism: Juglans regia (Persian walnut)
Lineage: Eukaryota; Viridiplantae; Streptophyta; Magnoliopsida; Fagales; Juglandaceae
Exons: 4
Coding region: 107-880 (257 amino acids)
Source: RefSeq, a predicted model, not a curated record